Messenger RNA from Paramuricea clavata, 13250 nucleotides. Lineage: Eukaryota; Metazoa; Cnidaria; Anthozoa; Malacalcyonacea; Plexauridae. The record is from the annotation of a GenBank genome assembly.
GGCUAUUUACUUUCUUAGGAAAAAGAGAACGAAGCUCUGAAGCUACGAAUGAAUGCUUCCCACCAGAACAAUGCUCUAGAACAUGAAAAACUUGUUGCUGCACUGGAAAUUUGUAAGAAAACCCAUGUUCAAACUGACUGGCAGAAGUUGCAAGAGGAUCUGGCAUCUGCAAAAGAUAUUAUUCAACACUCUGAAAACCAAAAGGCUGAACUGGAAGCAAGAAUUUUAGCUCUUGAAACAGACAUCGAUUCAAGGGUAUGAAAAAAUAUUUGAUGCAUGAAGAUGUUGAAGUUUUUUCAGAAAGUGACCAUGCAAUGUGAUGUCAUGCUACAUGUCAUGCCAUAGUGAGGAUAAUUUGGAUAUUAAAAAAUUGUCAAAUAUCUCAAGAAUUUGGCAAGUGUAGAGAAUUUGGCAAAGUAUCUUAUUUGGUCAUUUUGAAUUUCCUUUGCAAUGCAAUCAUAAAAUAAUGGUGUGAAAUUUCAUUGCAUAAGCACCUAAAAUGACUAAUAAUAUUCCGGUGGAAUACAUGUAGUGGCCUGAAUGACAAUGUAUAAAAUAUGAUGACUAUUUAGCUCCUAAUUAUGAGUGGCUUAGUUGAUUUUGUGUUUCAGUAUCAACACCAGUAUUCAUUUUACAAUUGGUUUCACUAAAAUUUGACUCCUAAUGUUUUUUAAAUUUUUUUUCGUAAUUCCAAAUUUUGCUGCAAAUUCAAAAUUUAGAAAGAAAAUGAAGCCAAACUAGCACAACAAGCAGCCGAAGCCAAUGAUCGAGUCAAGAACUUUGAUGCUGUUAAAAACAGUCUGACGCAACAACUCAUGGAAACAGUGAAGUCAAAAAGUGACAGCGAGCAGAGACUGGACAUGGCAAAGAAAGAAACUGACUCAGCACACACAGAGAAAUCCAAUGCCGUUCAGAAAGCUGGGGCAUUGCAAUCUCAACUGGACGAGGAGAGAUCGAAGAAAUCUGAAAUGGAGAAAAUGUUUAAGGCUUUGGAACUGAAGUUGAAAGAUACGUCUGAUAAACAUGUGCAAGAGAAAGAGGUAAAGUAUAUAGGUACUGAUUCUGUCUUUGCUCAAAAUGUCAAAGUCUUUUUCAUGUUGAUGAGUAUCAAAACAGUGGUGGACACUUUGCGAAAUAUUGGGUGGGGGGAUGGAAAUUAGGUUGCUAGCAUAGGACAAUUUAUUGUGUCCAACAUCAGACAAUUUUACUCGUCGAAGGAAUAGUGCUGGUACUCGAUAGUUAAGAACCACAUUCGUUGGAAAGUUUGUUGCUGAAAUUACUUCACCUGACUUGGUAGUUUCAUUGUGUUUAGUGAAGGCCAAUAGAUGACCUGUGUAUAUGUGUUAAGUAAGUAAUUUUCUACUAUUUGAUUUACAGAUGCUUGUUCAACAGUUAGAGUCAGCUAGCGGAAAGAAAGAUGAUACACAAAUAGCGGAAUUCCAGGUAGGAUGAUCUUGAGUAACUUACAAUAUGCAAUACCAUACAUCACAAACAGUUAAUUUUAGUGAUUUCUCGAAUUAAUUAAUUAACAGCAAUUCACAAAGGGAAAAUCAAAACACAAAGAAAAUCCUAUGAAGAUGCAUUGAAAAAAACUGAAAACAAGUUGUGAAUUUUUAUGGGCCAUUUAUCUUUUCAGAAACAGUCAGAGGAUACAUCAAGACAGCUGGACGAACUGAAGGCCAAACUUGCACAGGCUGAAGAGGAUCAUGGGAAAACAAAGCAAUCCCUCACGAGCCGAGAAGAACAAUUGAGCAGACAUGAAGGAGAGAUAAGCAAUCUGAAAGGCUUGAAUUGCAGCAAGGACGAAGAGCUUGAAUUAUUGAGAAAAACUGUGAGCCAACACGAGAACGAGAUUGUCGUGAUGAAAAAUAACAUGUCUCAAGAGCUUCAGUCUGCACCACCUGAAGUUGACGAUGCCAAGUAAGUAGAGUCCUUAAAGUAACGACCUACCAAAAGCAGCAGUGGGUCUACUGUGGGGUACAGAGGUUGCGCGCUGCACCCCACCUAGUGUGUAAAAAUAUCUGACGCUGGUUGUUCAAAAGCUGGUUAGCUUAGUCCUAGGUUAACAGAAAUCUCAAAGCAAACUUCCCAACAGCCUGUUUAGAAACAUGAAGAUAGUUUUCCAGAAUUCAUGUCUGCAUCAAUAGAAAUUUUAUUUAAACAGAGGUGCGUUUAAUUAAUGAAAUAAACAGAAGUGCAAACGUACCCAAACCGAAACAGCGGGUUAAAUUUUAACCCAUGGUUAACCGCACUUAUUAUUAGCAUGACAAAAUUACUGGAUGCUGAUUGGUUGAGAGGAGUACAAUUAUUUCAUUAAUUGUACUGCAGUACAAUUAAUGAUUUUCCCAAAACAAACAAAAUGGUGGAAACAUAUUUUGAACACAAAUGUGAAAUGAAAUUGCCCUUGAGGAACUAGAUGAAAAUACAAACAAAAGCGCCAAAUUUUGCUUGAACAAAAGAACUAAAUGAAAAUACGAACAAAAGUACCAAAUUUUAGUUGAAAAUCUGGCAGGACUGGGCUUUGGCGAGAGAAUAUGAUGCUGACGGAGAAGUAUCCAAUUUUGUCAUAUGCUAAUAAUAAACAAGUAAUCAUUCGAUGUUGGCAAAAUUUCCAAUUUCCCUGCUGAGUUCAACAUCAGAACUACCAGAAUUUGAAUCAUAGUGUAUUUUUUUAGGGUAAAAGGUUUGGAGGAAGAAAUUGAAAAACUUAAUGGUCAACUGGAUGAGAAAAAAGAGCAAAUAGCUACCUGGGAGAAGUCGAUUGAAACUAUGAAGGCCAAGAACAAUGUAUGUGUUUGAACCGUUUCUCUUAUAUUAUAUACAUGUUUCUAAAAACUCUGUUUGCAGGAUAGAUAGGUGUCUUGAUCUGGCAAUGAAAGUGUUCCUAAAAUAUUCUACCUACUUGCUCACACAAACCAAUCUAUUUGAGACAUUUGACCAAUUACAGUGAAAAUACAAAAAGUGUCCCACUUCCGCUUCUGUAGUUUGUUGUGAUUUACUGUAAUUUGUUCUGUUUUUCUGUAGCGAUUACCGAUUUAUCGGCAAAUACUGUUAAAAAAUUUAAAUUUCAUUCCUUUUAUGCAAUGAAACUAACGAAAAAUGUAUUAUUUCCCUUUGCUACAAAUUAUCAUAUUUAAAAAUAGAAAAAACUAAGUUUUAUCGCGGUAUUUGCCGAUAAAUCGGUAAUCGCUACAGAAAAACAGAACUAAUUACAGUAAAUCACAACAAACUACAGAAGCGGAAGUGGGACACUUUUUGUAUUUUCACUGUAAUUACAGUGAGCAACUUCCUGUAUUUCUGCAUAUGAUGAUAGCUAGACAUACUGAUAGUGGUGAAUUUCAAAUGUAUUGAUUUUUUUUUUUUGGGGGGGGGGAGGGGCAACAAAUGAUUCUAAAUAUUUCCAAUUUCAUGUAUUUUCCACCAAACACAAGAUUGGUACAUGCAAUGAUUAAUGAUAACUAAACUGGAAUCAUAUUUAUUCCCAGGAGUUGCGAGAGAAGAACUGGAAGGCGAUGGAUGCGCUGUCUGCUGCAGAAAAACAACACAAGGUUGAAACUGGCAAAGCAGUUGCUUCAGUCAAGGUAAAUUACAUCAGUGUGGUUUACUUUUGACUACCACUACAAAUACCUUUCACUAACUUACUACGCAUGUGAUUGGUUAAUCGGGUAAGUCAAAUGCAUCUGAUUGGUUAACGGUCCCUAGUGGAAGUCAAAUGUAAAUCUGACUAGGGUAGGAGAUGGAUCAUUUUUGUGUUGUUGAAUAUUCUUCAAAACGAACAACGCUCAUAUGUCAGCGUUUUAACUCUGAUAUCAAUAUUUCUGUAGGAAGAAAAUAAAAAGAACCUUCAAGAUUUGCAUACAGACAUAAAGGUACGUGCAUUACUAAAGUGGUCUCUAUUUUUAUGUAUUUUAUCUUAUUAUAUAUUCAACGUUAUUUUCAGGAAUUUUUGUGUCGAAUUCAUCCUACUUUAUCUAUCGACAAAGACUUGGUAAGAAUCGCAUUUCGGUUGCCGUUUAUUAAUCCAAUAUGAAUAUUGUUGACCUCAUAUUCAUUAAGGAAACAGUAUUCUCAAAUCUCAAUAGGAAUGAUGUUGCAUUUACAUUCACAUGUACUACUCUUUCAUUUUGCAGUCGUACGAGGACUUUUUAAAGAAAUAUGAAAAUGAGACAGAAGAAUUGGGAUGUAGGUCACCCAAGUCUGAAUCAAAUGAUUCAAAGGUAUUUUAACUUGAUUAAAUUGUAACUGCAUAUCUUCUAAAAAUGUUGCCGCUUUUUUUGGAACGGCCAUUCGUUGCAAUUUUCCGUUUGAAAUUGAUUCUUUAGAUUGAAGAAUUGGAGGAAGAAUUAAAGAAAUAUAUAAAACAGAAUGAAGAAGUAACGUCACAAUGUGCAGAAUACAAAACUAAUUUAGAUAGCAAGGUGGGUGAUGAACUGAAUCUAGUUUUGUAAUAGCCUGCGUGCAGGCCCAAGGGAACUUGAUAGUGGGCCUGCAACCAUCACCCCAUGUUUUCGAUUUUCGCCGGCCGAACCGCCGGCUAGAUUCCCAUUGGCUAGCUGAGGCGAUCGGUAAUUAAUUAACCUAGCCCAUUGUGCAGGCACAAGGGAACAGUGAUUCAUCACAAAGGCAUAGACAAAGGCUCUCGAUAAGCUUAAAAUUUGAAAAUUGAUCACUUUUUUCGAUUACAAAUGGAACAAGAAGAGACUGUUUAUUGUUUACUUGAAGGAAGACAUGUUUUUGCCGUUAUGCCAAUGGGGAUUGCUUGUCGUGAGGUGUUGGAAUAGCAACAUUACGACUGGGGUAAACUAUAGUAACCUUUACUUGAGUUUCAUUAAUUUCAAACAGACUUCAGUUGAUACGUUAUGUGUUCUCACUUCCUCAAGAAAAUUAUCUUUUGGUUGAUGUUGAGAUGCAGUUGCAUGUAAGAACUGUAAGCCUAUUCGAAACACUUUGCGAUUUACAAGGCUUCGCAGAGAGCGAAACAGAAGGCGGUAUUAAAUUGCCGUUUGAAACGAAACGAUCUGGACUCGGAACGCUCUCUUCUUUUGUAGAGUUCUUUACCAAAUGAAAUAAAUUUCGUACCUUCCGCCGCCAACAAGAAUUGCACACACGAUCUGAUAAGUGAGACAAUUUAUUUAUAACAAUGCCAAUGGCGACAGCGAAGCACACAUAAUAUAAAUCCUAAUGUGGUCGCCCGACUUCCCUCAUGAUUUGAAGUUUGAGACUGGUUUUCUGUUGAAAUUCGUCCUAAUUUGUCUGUUCCGAUUUUAGUUGAAAAUGAGCACUUGCAAAUUUGGCAAUUACUGACUGCGUUGCUUGCUUUUUUGGAGUUAAAACGCAGCCAUUUACACAUUGUUUAUUAGUGUUCUGAAUAAGCAGAGAAAACCCCGCAACAUUUUAAUGCGAGUUUGUUUGUUAAUAUUUGGGUGCUGUCAUUGGUUCUUUUUUGACAAUUGACGCGCGAAUGGGGCGUGUUAUGAAAAGGGGCGUAUUUCAAAAUACCGGGCGAUGGUUGCAGGCCCACUAUCAAGUUCCCUUGGGCCUGCACGCAGGCUAGUUUUGUAACCGAUAUCUUUCUGACCACUACCAAUACUUAACAUAUAGUUGUUCAUGUCCGAAGUUGUGUGAAUGUGAUGUAUGAUUUGUCCUUCAUGCAAAAUAUAAACAGUUUUACAUUUUUAUUCAUUCUGCAGGAAAAUGAGCUGAACGAAGUAUUAAAAAAGAAAGAGGACAUUGACACUCAGUGUAAUAACUACAAAUCAUUAUUAGGAUCAACGGUAUGUCGCCAGUGAAUAUGCAUGCUUUAUAAUUAAUCCAUGAACUAAGCUAAACUUCUAAAGCUCUUGCUCAGAUUUUCUGCCCAUUCUGCUGUCAAAUUAAUCCACGCGGCGCACGCAAAGGCAGCGCAAACCAUAUAACAACACAUAGCGCCUAGGUACGAGGCUGUCUAUUCUGCACAUUUUUCAUUUUUAUGAAAAACUGAAUACCGCAAUUUUUCUUUCCCUCAUCCUGUUUCUAGCUACGGCACUUCCUAAAUAAACAUCAUCCUGUAUCCGACUGCAAAACCUUUUGUGCCCCCGCUCUUAGCCACAAUGAUUAAAAUAAUAGAGUAGUGGCCUGAAUUACAUUUUGCAAAUUUGUAAUGUGAUGACUAUUGCUCCUUAUGAGUGGCUUUUAUAGCAGCUUUCACGCUGUCAGUGUCAGAGUUGAGCAAAAACCAAGCUAAACUAAACUUUAUUUAUACUGGAUAUCUCUAUCAGUUCUAAAUCACUUCUGAUAUACUAUAUUUAACACACGUUAUAUUUAAUUCUAUAUUUGUAGGAGAAUAUGCUUCAUGAACUUGAAGACAAUGUAGAAAAAGAAAUAGCGACUUUGAAAAAAACAGUUGAAAGCAAAGAUGCGGAACUUGAAAAGGUUCGUCUACCGUCGUUUGCAUCGUAGCAUGAACAGUCGCAGAACAUACUGUCUAUUCUCACGUUAAACUUUCAUGUUCGGAACGUGCAUUUGAAAGUGUCAUUUAUAUACGUAAAGACGCUCAACUUGUAACAAGCCUGCAGCAGACCUGUAGCAAUGCUGUUUCAACAACUUGUCAUGAGGAUGAGUUCACACUGCUUGUUCCCAGCUUGAUAACUUGCUACAAGGUUGUUGAUCCAGUAUACUUGUUACAAGCUGCAGCAAAAAUUACCUUCGUGUGACAUACAUUAGCCUCAACUAUUGGCCAGUAACUUCCUGACGAAUCUACAUGUGAAUUUCAAUCAACUUUGUCUUGAUUUCUGUAGAAAAAUUCAACACUUAGUGACUUCGAAGAUAAACUAGAAAAAGCCUCAGACGAUGUGAAGUCGAAAGAUGAGGAAAUUGCGUCAUUGAAACAAGAGCUGUCAAGUAAAGCAAGCUUGGGUGAUAAAGAAUCUGAGUUGAAAAAGGUUCGCAUUAAUUAACUGCAGAGACUGUAUUGAUUAUUGUCUAAUUUUUUGAAAUAUUUCCUAUGUGGUAAUCCCUCAUUUGUUUUUCUUGCAGAUGACUUUAACUGUGACGGAGUUAGAAGAAAAUUUAAGAAAAACAGACGAAGACGCCAAGUCGAAGGACGCCAAAAUUACUUCUUUAGAAAAAGACGUGUCGAACAAAGACUCUGAUUUGAAAAAGGUUUGUGCAUGCACAAAGGUUUACUCAUAAUUAUGGUUGGUCUGACAUAUUGUGAUUUGUGAGACUAAGUUUGGAGAAUUCUAUUGCUCUCUGGCUAAUGCAUAACAUCUAAAACUUAAAAGGAAACGCAAUUCACAAUGUAUUUUAAGUUAACAAUAGUGGCACUAAAAAAAUUUCAGACACGAACCCACAAUCGUCAAAAAGAAAUUUACUUUUGCAGGCGAAUACCUCUGUCGCUGAAUUAAAAGAAAGCGCGCAAAAAGCAAACGACGAUUCAAAAUCGAAGGAAAGCAAAAUAAAUUCUCUUCAACUUGAGCUAUCUACGCUGAAAAAAGCAGCAGCGAUGUCGAGCGCUGAAUCCAAAAACGACCUCAAAAAACUUUCCGCCGAGGUUGAACGCCUCAAAGAGGAAGAGAAAUCUCUCCGAGACGAGCUGGACGCGACUAAAAACGAAGCCAAAUUACGCGCGGAGGAGGAUAAGUCUCCCGACCUUGAGAAAUAUAAAAACCAAGCAAUCGACGCUGCCAAAGUGAAUACGGCGUUAAGAAAAGAGCUGGAAGAAGUGCGAAUGCAAAAUGGUGGUUCAAAAAGUCCUAAGAAGAAUGAUAAAGAAAACGAUGCAAAAAUAAAGGUAUAGUAUACAUACGUAAAAACACACAAAUUAAUUGUUACAGGUCUGCAAGUCUGUUCACAAGCUGUCGACAAGUUGUGUUCGUACUGCUUGUUCCCAGUUGUUUUAACAAGUUUGGAACAAGCUGUUAACAACUUGUAACAAGCUUGAUGGCAUUAUCAGACUUGUCACACAAGGUUGUUCUAACAAGUCUGAUACAGUCAUGAUAUAACAAGAAUGUUAAAAGGUUGACGACACAAGUUGUAACAAUAUUGUUAUAUCAUGACUGUAUCGGACUUGUUAGAACAACCUUGCAAAGUGUCUGAUAAUAUCAACAAGGUUGCUACAACUGUUAAGUUGUUCUAUUUUUCUUGACACCUUGGGACAAGGAGUGCGAACACAACUUGAUGACGGCUUGUUAGCAGACUUGCUACAAGAUAUGAGAUUUUUCCGUGUGUAGUCGAUAACAAAGCCAAUCAAGAUAUGUAAUUGAUGAAUCAAGUCGUUGUAAAUAAUUUUGUGUAACGUUGUUUUAAACUGUGUUUGUCCACGUUUCAUCACCAGAUCUUUCCUUAGUUUAUCUUCUACGCUGUUCACGCGAAACACUCUCCUUAAAUUUUCUAUUACUUCUAUUAUUGCCAAAGGCUCUUGAAGAGAAGUUAGCGCUGGCUACAAAGAAGGAAAGCGAGUUGCAAGCAAAGAUUGCUCAUUUAGAAGACUCGGCGUCCACCGCCUCACUUGAUGAGGUAAGGAAAUUGAUGGCUCUCUAAAUUUUAAACUCUCCCUAAACAAACAAGGCAGUUCUGCCCCUCUUCUUCUACUCUAAUCCCAUUUCGAACCCCAUUUGCCCCUCCUUCCUCCCACUAUCCUUAUACUUGUAAUUACAUAUUCAUGUAAGUAGUCGUGAUUGAAUCAUAGAGAUUGAAUCAACGAGACGUUAGUUCUAAAGAAAUCUUUUUAAAAUUCACUUUGUUUACCGAGAAUCGAAUCGAAUCUGGUAUGUACUGCAUACCUGUUCUGUAGGAAUCUAGUUCCUUCAACAACUGAAUUGUAUUAUUUAGGAUACCUCCUCACCUGACGCGAAGGACAAGAAGAAAAAGGGUGGUCUGAAGGGUUUCUCUUUGAUGGGCUCAAAAUCGUCCAAGGUAUGGCAUGACUUCGAGCUACAAUCCAGAUCAAAAACCUUGGCUCACGGUGAAGCAUAAAUCACAAAUUUGGUUUUGCAGAAUUAGAUUACUAUAACCCCCCCCCCUUGCCCUCCACUUCAAUGUUCAGUUUCGUCCCACUACUUUUGCUAAUGUGUAGCCAACGUUGUAUGGGGUAAACGGGGGGUUAACCCAUUCGCCUGUGAAAUUAUUUGUUAAUAUAAAGACUCAUUACUAUGUGAAUGAGCAUAAUGGUGGUUAAAUCUGGGAAGCAGUUUUUUGACCAGGAUUGUAGCUUUAAGGUAAAAUAUAUAGUAGUAAAAUUUCCAAUUUGCAGAAGAUUGAGAUUUUUAACAACAUGUAAGACGAAAAUGAUUUCUUAUGUUUAGUACGAAACAAAAUAUCGAGAUAUGACGGAGAAAUAUGAACAAGUGAAAUCGGAAAACGACGAAAAAUCGUCAAAGAUAACUGAGGUAAAACAGUGAGUUACAAACGUCUUUAUAACAGGGUGCGAUAAUUUUUAAGAUUUUUAUCCGUACUUGACUGGUACUGUGAUGACUAUUGCCAAUAGGUGUACUUAGUCUUUAAAAUGAAGUACAUAAAGUUCAGGUUUUUGAAAGGUGUUCAGUAAUCUGAAACUACAAGUUUAUAGAUCAAAGCACAAUUGCAUUUACAAACACUACAAUCCACACCAACAUUCUUUAGUCCCAUCAGUCCAGUGUGUUUCAUAACAGACUUAAGCCGGUUUUCCACUUCGCUCGUAUCGUACCGAAACGUACUGGUGAGCAUGCGCAGAUUGAAAAGAGGUUUGUAAAUCCACGUACUUCCGGGUGUAUUCGCGUAUCAAAAUGAAAUGUUCGUCGCAAGUCAACUUUUUGGCGUAUUACGGUACGCUUGAAGUGGAAACCGGCUUUAUGCAUAUACGACUUAAUUACGGUUUUGAAUACCUUGGGCAUGUAUACCUUUGGCUGUUUAGCAAGUACGCAGAUAGCAAGAGUACUGUGUACUUACGUGGUACUUGUCUGGAAAAGAAGUACCAGGCCGUAAUUGAGGCGUUCAUCCUCUUCAUGGCAACUUUGUUUAAUUUUACAGCUUCAAGCAAAGUUAGAUGACUCUGAAAAAGCUUUAGAAAAACAGGAGCAGAAAGUGAAAGAGUUAAAGGUUCAUAUAUUGUUCGUUGUUAGCAAAAAUUUGUCCUUAAAAAAUCUUAAAAAGAAAUAUAACAUUAAUAUACUAUAAUUAUUUUUGCAAUUUCCAGGCUCAAGUCGGUCUAUCAAACGGAGGUGUACAGGUUUGUAUUCAAUGAUGAUGUAAAAUGGUUUAAGGCCAGGCUAUACGAGACAAUUUUUAUUGAAAAUUUCAACACAACAGAGAGACUCGGAUUUGACGUCCACUAUUCUCAACCUCUCACUGGCUUAGUGUGAUCUAAUUGGUUACAGUCAAACUACAAGAACCUUCCCACUUCAGCCUUUGUAGUUUGUUGGCAUUUUCUGUAAUUUGUUCUGUAUUACUCUGUAACCGUUACCGAAUUAUGACAAAUAACGAAAAAUGCAUCUUUCGCUAAAAAUUAUCAUAAAAUUUUUGUCAUCAUUGGUAAUCGCUACAAAAAACAAUAUACAGAAAAUUGCAACAGACUGCGGAAGUGGGAAGGUUCUUGUAUUUUCACUGUAAUCGGGUGCAUCUGUUUGGUUAGUGGAAGUCAAAGCUGAAUUCUCUAAUAGACAACUUGCAUGUUAGACUAAUUUUUUAUCUAGGAAAAAAAAGUAAAUUCCCGUAAAGAACUUAUUAAAAUUGCAAAAUUUGGAUACGAAAUGUUGUAAAAUACGGAAAAUAUAGCCUUGCGAAGUUUGCGUAUUUUGUAUAUAUGUUUGUAUUACGUGCGGAAAUUUUGUUACUAUUUUUGAGCCCAAAAUAGUAACAAUUUCCGCACGUAAUACAAACAUAUACAAAAUUUGCAAACUUUGCAAGACUAAUUUUCCAAGCACACAACAUUUCGCAACCCAAUUUUACAAUUUUACUAAUUUCAUUAUGUUCCUUUUAGCUUUGGUGUUUGAUUCCCUUCUCUUUACUUAGAUUAAAAUUUAGUCUAACAUGCAAGUUGUCCAUUUCUCACACUCAACUAUGGGUUAUAUCCCCAUGUUUCGCCCACAAUAAAAUACAGUAGGAUAGGGUUGUGUUUGGGCUCAAAGAGAAAUAUGUUCAUGGACGAAACGUGAGGAUAUUACCAAUUAAUCAAUUAUGUUAUGUUUAAACCAUUAAGCUGCGCCCUACUUUAUUGUUUUACUCUAACGCCAGAGCGAGGGGAGAGUCUUGCGCAUUAACGGUUAAAGACAAAUUGUGUACAUGGCCCCCAAAUGAAUCAUGUCUAAGACAAACGUCGGGAUUGUAUUUCGAAUUAGUACGAAAAGUCGGAACUACGGUUGUUUACGUAUUAAAAUUAACAUACACAAGAUAUAAUCACAUGAAACAUCCAUGUCUUUCAAAGGCACUUAACAGGUUUAAAUAUGGCCAGCCAAUCCUGUUUUUAACUUUAACUGAUUGCUUGGACUAAUUGAAAACACUCAUUGCAAACAUUAAAGUGCAUAUGACAUGAAUUUUUUCAUUUUCUUAAAUGAAAGAACUCUUUAAGCUGUAGUGUAACUUAUUUUUCAGUUUCUUGUUUUCAAGGUUUGUUCCCAAGAUAUUUCAAUUUGUUUGGUAUGUAAAUGAGUGUGAAUAUGUCCUCUAAUUUAUGACGUCACGUUGGUUGCAAGCUCAACCUACACUGGUUAUAAAUCUAUUAACUCUAAAAACUGUAGAUAUCAGUUUACGUUUUUCUUCAGUAUUUUAUUACAUUUACCAGUGAGUGAAGUUACAAAUUAUCACUUUGGAUGAUAGCAGUGAUAUUCAACCAUUUUGAAGAGCUUGCAACCAACGUGACGUCAUAAACUAGCGGACAUAUUCACACUCAUUUACAUACCAAAGAAAUUGAAAUAUCUCUGGAACAAACCAUGAAAACAAGAAACUGAAAAAUAAGUUACACUACAGCUUAAAGAGUUCUUUCACUUAAGAAAAUAAAAAAAUUCAUGUCAUAUGCACUUUAAAGUGUCUUAAUAUUUGCUGUGAUGGUGUAAUGUACUCAGGUGAAUAUGAUGCUUGUGAUGUUGCUCUGAGUGUAUAUCCACACCGGGCAGGCGUGAAAAAUAUGCCUGGCCACGGUGGGAAUCGAACUUACGACCAUUGGAAUACUAGCUCAAUGCUCUGCCAACUGAGCUACGCGGUCAGGUCGGUUCGAAUUAAAGUGUCUUGUGAGGAUGGACGAACAUCUGCGAGUGUUCAUCGAUGCAAACGACGCUAGUAAAAUUAGAUCUAUAUUCUUUUAAAAUAGAAUACAGGCAAGCCUUUAAAUGAGUCACAAAUGAAACAAAUGGCAGAAGCUAUGAAAGACGUAAGUCCGCUAUAAAAAAUGUAAUAUUAGAAAAACGUCCGCUUCGUUAGUGUCCGCAUCCGCCCGCUGGGGAUCCGUGCCGCCGCAUUUCCCGUGUCUGUAAUUUACAAAUCUUUCUUUUUUCAGGGUGAUCCAGCGGGAGCCGUAUGACCAUGGCCUAUUUUGCCUUAGAAUUGAAUUUUUAAUUAUAUGCAGAGACUAACCAAAACUAACGUAAAUCUAAUGAAUUCAAAAUUAAAGACCGUGUCUUGGCUGGUAAUUUGCUGUGAAUAGCAGAAUUUCCCAUUUAUAAAUGAAUUUAUUUGUCUAUAUAUAGACACGGGACGCAAUAAUAGACAGUAAUUUUGAAUUCUUGAAUGAGAGUGGAGCCUGUUAACUAUAGGUUCAAAUGAGAAACAGAUAGAAAUCCAGGGAUAUUUACAAGCACAUUUUAUAAUGCAGGUUUUCACGAGGUUAAUGGGAAAUUGCAAAGUAUCUUUGUGUUGUAGAAAAAAUUUCAUCUUUAUCAACAGUUUCUCUGUCAAAAUUGCCGCUAUAUGGUGUCACUGGACGAAUUGCAAAUUAGUUUGCCUUUUUUGCUGCUAAAAUUCAUCUAUUAAUGAUAUGGCAACUUGUACAGUGAGAAAGUCGAUAAAAAUGAGAUUUCUUACUACAAGAUGUGUUAAUUUCUUAGAAUGAUGCAAGUGUUACACAUGCCAAAAAUUAUAUUUGGGGUUUAUCAUUGCUCUUAUGAAUCGUUGAUUUUGAGAACUUGAAUAGUUUUCCAGGCUGUUGGGCAACCGUAAAUAUCCCUGGAUUUGCACAUUUAGGCAAUUACACGGCUAUGGGUCGACUACAUAUUGUUGAGUUUUUAUGCAGCUGUUAAUUGCAUGAGUAGGGGCGUUGUACCGUGCAUUUAUUGUGAAUAAAUGAAUUUAGUGGGGCUCUG